Symbiodinium necroappetens is the source of this 793-nucleotide messenger RNA. NCBI's taxonomy places the organism in Eukaryota, Dinophyceae, Suessiales, Symbiodiniaceae. The record is from the annotation of a GenBank genome assembly.
GCUCUUGCGGAAACUCGACGGAGAGCUGCAGGGGGGCUUGAGGCCCCGGCACCUGGCAGAAGUGCUCACGAGCCUCGGCUUUGAGCCCGGCGCCGCAGAGAGAGUGGUCAGCCUGUUUCGCGAAGCGACGGGCAUCCCUGAAGACGAGCCGCAGGAGCGCCUCCAUGUAGCAUUCAUCGAGUGGUUGUGUGACAUCCACGACGAGGCAAAAGGUGGUUCCUGCGGGAGCGAGAGUGUAACGGAAGCGCCAGCGCACGAGGCGGCCGAGGAGGACGACGAGCUGCCCUUGCCGCUGGACCUCAACGCAGAUCUGCGGACGGGCGACGAGCGACAGCGUCAGGUCUCUGCGGGGUCUGAGAUGACCGCCAGCGUGACCGCCAGCUUCGGCGUUGGCUCCGAGGCAGAAAGCGCUUUCUCCAUGGACAAGAGACCAGGUCAUCCAAAGCUCUACACGAGGAGACCGUCCAUGAUGAACAAGCCAAAGCCCACCCUCAAGGGCAUCGGGCGCCGGCUGAGUGUUGAGAUCUCCGAGCGCAUCUUGGAAGAACUCGACGAGUCGACCCCUUGGGCCAGCUCCUUGAAGCCGGACUUCAUGACCGACAUCAAGGAAGAGGAGCCCGGAUCGAGGACGAUCUUAAUCUUCGAUUGGGACGACACGCUGCUUCCAACCACGGCUUGCACCGCCGACAUGCGUGCCGAGCCCACUGACGAGCAGCGGCCCGCCAUGGAGGCCCACGCGAAGCUUGUCAGCGACACUCUUCGCCUCGCCUCCUCCAUUGGCCGCGUGGGCAUC